This is a messenger RNA of Clunio marinus, 183 nucleotides long. The record is from the annotation of a GenBank genome assembly. NCBI's taxonomy places the organism in Eukaryota, Metazoa, Arthropoda, Insecta, Diptera, Chironomidae.
AUGGCCGCGGGUUAUUUUCUUCAUUUUUCAGCUCAGCAUCGACUUGAAUUAGCAUUUUGUUUGUUAUGCAAGUUCAACUCGUUUCUCCUUCUUCAAACCAUGAUUUCAGUCUUUCUUUUGAUGGCAUGUAAAAAUGCAGUUAAACAAAGUUUAGGGGUUUCAUUUGUCGCUGUUUAUUGGUGA